Messenger RNA from Mucor mucedo, 3753 nucleotides. RefSeq lists its product as uncharacterized. Gene Ontology annotation, cellular component: mitochondrion; cell cortex. Gene Ontology annotation, biological process: microtubule cytoskeleton organization; dynein-driven meiotic oscillatory nuclear movement; maintenance of protein location in cell cortex. Gene Ontology annotation, molecular function: tubulin binding; phospholipid binding. The record is from RefSeq and is a predicted model, not a curated record. Lineage: Eukaryota; Fungi; Mucoromycota; Mucoromycetes; Mucorales; Mucoraceae. The coding region runs from base 1 to 3753 and encodes 1250 amino acids. The transcript has 9 exons.
AUGAGUUCACCUCCUCCCCAACACUCCUUAUCCUCACCUACUUCAGGUAAUACCCCUCAUCCCGUCUUGCCAACACCUUCAUCUUCUACAUCGGUUUCAAUUCGUCAGAAUAAUAAAACUUCUCAGCUGAGACAGAGACAGGAGCUUGAACAGCAGUUAGUAGAAAAGCAAAAGCAACUGCAGGAAACAAGCAGCGGAAUUGGAAAAAACGUAUUGGCUAGACAAGUUAGUCAACUUCAAGAUAGAAUAAAAGAAAUAGACUCUGUGAUCAACAAUCCAACUUCAAAUGAUGAAAUACAGCCAGUUUCAGUUGAUAGACUACGAUCACUUGAAAGGGAUUUGAGCUCUUAUAGAAGUCAUCCUUUAUCACCAGGUAUAUCAUCUAUUCGUAAUAAAGAAAAGCUGUUGAAUCAACGCACGACCUCUGGUUUAGAUCCUUUGCCUAGCCCAUCAACUUCUACACUUUUACCUCCAACACAUGGACAUGAUUCUACAUCUUUACUACCCUUGCCUCCACCACCCACUGGCUCAACCCCAACAAAACGCCGAUCAAAAAUACCGAAUACUGACCGCAGAAACACCGAUAUCGAAUUUGCUACAGAAAUUGGUCAGGGGCUGUUACUAGAGGUUAGAAAAAUGCAGGCCUUAUUACAAGAGAAGGAGGAAAAGUUAAGAACGCUAGAGAACCAAAAAGCUGAUCUUGAAAGGGCCGCAGAAGCAAUGGCAAAGCAAAUGCGUCAACGAGAAGAAAAUGAAGAAAAAUUGAAGGAAGAAACCUGGAAUCUUGAAUUGGCAAAACAAGAAUUAACAAUCAGUGUGACCGAACUCCAACAAAAUCUCAGCAAAGCGAAUGUAGAACAAAACAAAUUGGAUAAACAAGUGAAUGUGUUACGAUCAGAAAUUGAAAAACUUCGUGAUAAAGAAGAGAAAUUAACAAAUACAAUUGAUACCAUGAAGCAACGUCACGAACAAGAUAUGUCUUCUAUCCGUCGUCAUGCUGCUGCCAUCCAACGUGAAAAGUCAGAUCAAUCAAAGCAGAUCGAGGCACUCACCUCAGAAUUAGCAAUCGCAAAAGCUCAAUCUCGUAUUGGUAAACACGUAUCAACAGACACGGAAGUAAAUCCUCGUUCUGGAGACACAACUGAUGAUCAAACAACCAAUACUCUGGCUGUAAAUAAUGAAACCUCACCUACAUCUUCGCCCCCAUCUUCACCAAAACUAGCACCAGCUCGUAACCAAGCAAUGGAAGUCGAGACCCUGAAGACUUCUUUGGCUCACGCUCAUCGUAUGGUGUCGAAUUUACGGUCUAAUCUGCAUAAAGAAAAAACCGAGAAGUUCGAAUUUAAAAAACUUUUGGCUGAUUCCCAAGAAACAAUCGAACAAUUACAAAAUGACCCACGUAUGUGGGUAGAUGCUGGACCAACACGUGGUGCAAGUGGAUCAUCAUCAAAUAUUGUUACAAGAGAGGACGGGUUAGGCCCUGCUAGGCGACCACACAAAGCUUCCCUUUCUUCUUCCACAAAGAGACGUGGCAGUAGAAAGCCUACAAGUGGGCGUAUUAAACCUAAAGGUUCAUCCCCAAAUGCUACUGCUGAUGGCGAUUCUAUCUACUCUUACUCUUCCAUGUCAGAGCUCGAUGACAGUGAAGAGGUCGAUAGUUUUGAUGAUAGUGAUGCCGGUUUUGAUAAUACUGUCUCCAAAAAGAAAACAGUUGGAUUCACACCACUCUCUUCAGAGUUAUCUCGUAGCCAAUCUCAAAAUCAGUUACAAAAGCCUGUAAUGGUAGAUGCAGAAGUGAACACAGACCCCAUGGACGAUUCUAUGUUACCUCUCAAUACAUUGGGUGAUUCAACCGCCGAUCCUGUAACCAGAUCUCUUGGAGAUGAAUUGGACGCUGCUGUUGGUCUGAUUGCGGGUGUAGGUGCUGCUGUCGGUGUCGAUGCCUUGAUGAAACCUACCGGUAUUGAAAUUUAUACUCAAACCGAUGUUUAUGAAGAGCCCAAAGCUAUUCCUGGUAUUGAGAUGAUUACACAAACAGAUCCUGAACCCGAGGCCCAAGUGAACGAGGUUUUUACCCAAACAGAUAGUUCCAAAUUGGAGCAAUUAUCCUUGGCUACCAUUACUUCAACACAAUUUGAAGAGGAAGACCCAUCGAUUGCCGCUGCCGCUGCUGAAGCUGCUGCUGUAUCCACAGCGCUUGCCACAGCUACAGCUAUUGCUGCAUCCCGUUUAGCUUCUUUGGAAGCCGCUGUUGAUUCAUGCACACAAUCGGAAGGGCCUUCCGUUAUUGAUCAGGAAACCCAAUUUGAAGAAACCCGAGUUGUUGAUAUUGGUGUUCAAAGUACUCCUGCUGUUGCAGUUGACGCAUUCAUUCAGUCCGAAUUUGUGGAAACUAAGGAUUCAGUUGUUCAAUAUGAGAGCUCAGCUAAGGAUGUCUCUGUUCAACAUCAACACACUACAGUCGAAUGUGGCGUGCAAAGUGAUAGUCCCGUCACAGCAGAUGCAUCUGCUCAGCAUGAUUUUGUUAACGCCAUUGAUGCGAACGUACAAUAUGAGGUAGAAUCGACAGAUAUCGGAGUCCAAUGUGAAGAAGAAAACACAGCAAGCGGAAUAGGUGCCAUCCUUCCUAUACCUCCCAUUGCAUCCCACACUUUCUCUGAUAGUGAGGAUGAAUUCUUUGACGCAAAUUCCAAGCCAUCUAGUAGACGUACCAUCGAUAGUGCUGUUUUUAAUAACUUGAAACCCGAGUCCCGAAACAGCAAUUUGAGCGAAAGUCAUUUAAUUCCCGUGGUGCUUCCUCAUACUCAAAACGAACUUGGUUCUGAUAGAUCUGAUGACAAUCAGAAGACUGAACUCGGUAAUGUCGCUCCUGCUGAAAAAAUGUACAGUAAAGCAGAAACCGAUUCUCUUAUUGCCACUGCUGUUGCUUUAGCUCUUAAAAAUGCCGAGUCCCUCAAAUCAAGUCAAAAUAAUCAGGAUGAUGUGUUAGACAAUACUAAACACCACGCUCAUGGUCUGAACUCUAAGAAUGAAGAUCCUGCUAUUGUUACCCCAACUUCUGAUAUUUCUAGAACUUCAAGAAAUGAUGAUGAUGAUGAACAACCCGGCGAUGAAAAUUUUGGUAACGUUUUGGUUCAUUCACCCAGAGAAGAAGAUACAAUCACCUUUUUGCCUUAUGACGAGGCUGCUCAGCAACGGCCUGAAUUGACUAUCGGACCCUCUAUUGUGUUUGCUCAAGAGCCUGAGGAGCCUGAGGAGCGUGAAAUUACUGCUGCAGAUGUCCCUCAACGCCCUGCCAAUCCACCACCCCAUGAGUUAUUAAACAAGGCUGGCCUUUCUUCGACUUUCACAGACAGUAGAUCCAUGUCACCAUCUUCUUUGCACAGUAAAGGAAAGGGAUCUGUGGAUGCCUCCAGUGUUUCUACAAGUAACACUAAUGAACAACUGCGUUCUCUGAACUCUUCCCAAUACGAUGCUGUCACUCGUAGCACUGGCGCCACAGAUCCUACCAUGAUUAAUUUGAUCACUCAGACUAUGAUUGGUGACUGGCUUUACAAAUAUACAAGAAAGGCUGUCGGCGGUGGUUUCUCUGAGAAGAGUCAUAAAAGAUACUUUUGGAUCCAUCCUUACACUCGCACAUUGUAUUGGUCUGUAUCUGCCCCCGGUCUUAACGGAAACGAAUCUAAAGCAAAGAGUGGUAAAUAUUUUUUUGUCUGUGAAGUUACGCAUGAAUUUAACGUUUUUUUUAAAUAG